This is a messenger RNA of Clunio marinus, 195 nucleotides long. NCBI's taxonomy places the organism in Eukaryota, Metazoa, Arthropoda, Insecta, Diptera, Chironomidae. The record is from the annotation of a GenBank genome assembly.
AUGCAAUUUGUGGCGGGUUAUAGCAAGAUUUUGAAUGUAAGUCGUCGUCAUUUGUCGAAACAGGUAACUGCUGAUGAUGCCAAUGUUGAUUUAAACUUAACACAGCACGGCACGGCACCGAAUGACUUAAUUAGUCAUCGAAUUAAGAGAACUUGUGAUUUGUCGACUUUAGUUAGUCUUACUGUCUCGCUAUGA